UCUUUCAUACACCACAUUAAGAACUAAUAGAUAUGGAUAUCGCUUUUACACACGUUUUUGUAUGGACGCUACUCGCCUUCGUGCUGACUUGGACGGUGUUCUACUUUACGAACAGGGGGAAGAAGGCAACGAAGUUGGCUGAUGCGGUGGUGGAAGAGCGAAAAGAUGGUGGUGCUGCCGACGUUAUCAUCGUUGGGGCUGGAGUUGGCGGCUCGGCUCUCGCAUAUGCUCUUGCUAAGGACGGACGUCGAGUACAUAUAAUAGAGAGGGACAUGAGAGAACCAGAGAGAAUGAUGGGUGAGUUUAUGCAACCAGGUGGACGACUCAUGCUUUCUAAGCUUGGCCUUGAAGAUUGUUUGGAAGACAUAGAUGCACAGAAAGCCACGGGCUUCGCGGUUUAUAAGGAUGGAAAAGAAGCAGUCGCUCCUUUUCCAGUGGAAAACAACAACUUUUCUUAUGAACCUUCUGCUCGAUCUUUUCACAAUGGCCGAUUUGUCCAGCAAUUGCGUCGAAAGGCUUCUUCUCUACCCAAUGUGCGCCUCGAAGAAGGAACGGUGAAGUCUUUAAUAGAAGAAAAAGGAGUGAUCAAAGGAGUGACAUACAAGAAUAAAGAAGGCGAAGAAACAAGAGCCUUGGCACCUCUCACUGUAGUAUGCGACGGUUGCUACUCAAACCUUCGUAGGUCUCUUAAUGACAACAAUGCGGAGAUUCUGUCGUACCUAGUUGGUUUCAUCUCCAAGAAUUGUCGACUUGAAGAACCCGAAAACUUACACUUGAUAUUGUCUAAACCUUCUUUCACCAUGGUAUAUCAAAUAAGCAGCACUGACGUUCGUUGUGGUUUUGAGGUUCUCCCCGAAAAUUUUCCUUCUAUUGCAAAUGGUGAAAUGUCUACUUUCAUGAAGAAUACUAUAGUUCCUCAGGUACCUCCAAAACUCCUCAAAAUAUUUUUGAAAGGAAUAGAUGAGGGAGCACAGAUAAAAGUCGUGCCAGCAAAGCGCAUGUCAGCUAGUUUAAGCAAGAAGAAAGGUGUGAUUGUAUUGGGAGAUGCAUUCAACAUGCGUCAUCCAGCAAUCGCAUCCGGAAUGAUGGUUUUACUAUCUGACAUUCUCAUUCUACGCCGUCUUCUCCAGCCAUUAAGCAACCUCGGCGAUGCUAACAAAGUCUCAGAAGUUAUCAAUUCGUUUUAUAGUAUUCGCAAGCCAAUGUCAGCGACGGUUAACACAUUAGGAAAUGCAUUUUCUCAAGUUCUAAUUGGAUCAACGGACGAAGCAAAAGAGGCAAUGAGACAGGGUGUCUAUGAUUACCUUUGUAGUGGCGGGUUUCGCACGUCAGGGAUGAUGGCUCUGCUCGGUGGCAUGAACCCUCGUCCGAUCUCUCUCAUCUAUCACCUAUGUGCUAUCACUCUAUCCUCCAUUGGCAAUCUGCUCUCUCCCUUUCCCUCUCCUCUUCGCAUUUGGCAUAGCCUCAAGCUUUUUGGUUUGGCUUUGAAAAUGUUGGUUCCUAAUCUCAAAGCUGAAGGAGUUAGCCAAAUGUUGUUUCCAGCAAAUGCAGCCGCGUAUCACAAAAGCUAUAUGGCCGCAACCGCUCUCUAAACAAUAUACAUGUAGCACGAAUCUUUGUGAUUGUGCAUUUGUGAAACCUGUAUUGUAGUGCUUAUAAAAUUAUUAGUAUGGA
Arabidopsis arenosa is the source of this 1674-nucleotide messenger RNA. The record is from the annotation of a GenBank genome assembly. Lineage: Eukaryota; Viridiplantae; Streptophyta; Magnoliopsida; Brassicales; Brassicaceae.